This is a messenger RNA of Mycotypha africana, 1374 nucleotides long. RefSeq lists its product as uncharacterized. The coding region runs from base 1 to 1374 and encodes 457 amino acids. Lineage: Eukaryota; Fungi; Mucoromycota; Mucoromycetes; Mucorales; Mycotyphaceae. Gene Ontology annotation, molecular function: protein binding. The record is from RefSeq and is a predicted model, not a curated record. The transcript is spliced from 2 exons.
AUGAACGAAAAAAUCUUUAAUAGAAUUUUUUUGCGUUAUAAUAAACGCUUGAUACCCUGUAUUCAUUACACACGUCGCCAUAUUCAUCGUGCCAGUAUACCACCCGCUGUGAGCAACAUUAGCAGUAAGCGCCAAGUAUUUCCUCAUCGGGGUGCCAAGGAUCCUAUAGCUUUACAACGCUUGCUAAAAAAACCAACAAAGCUUCAAGAAAGCCUCCUUACUGCUAUUAAAGAUAGAGAUACCCGUGCUGUUUACAAAGCUUAUAUGGAUCUCAAAGAGAGCAAUCAGCUUCACCUUUUACCGAAAACAAUACACUCCAUGGCUCUUCAGUCAUUCCAACUCAAAUAUCUUGUUGCCUUUCAACCUCACGAUGUUGAGCGUUACCGUGUCUGUAUUAUGAACAUAUUAGAGCAAAUGGAAAAGCACUAUUCCACAAAACCUGAUGUUGUAGACUACAAUUUCGUGCUGGAAUUCUACGGUCGAGGCAAGAUAUGGCGGAAUAUUCAUUCUAUUUGGAAAAAGAUAAAAAAUCCGGAUACGUACAGUUAUAAUUGUUAUAUGUUUGCAGCAAACCAGAAAAAACAUUAUAACUGGACUCUACAGCUGUUACAAACAAUGAAAAAUGAUCAAGUUGAACCAGAUGAAACGACUUAUAAUUUGUUAAUAGAAGCCCACGGAGGAAAAGGGGAUGUAUCAGCAGCCACAAAAGUAUUUCAGCAAAGAUUUACGCAGCCCACAGGGACAACAUCUAUAUCAUCAUCAGUAAUGCAAUCAACCAAUAAUGCUGAAAAGCCGAAAAAAACCUCAUUUAUACAAAGCCUAUUCCAACCUUUCCAUGAAGAAGAGCCCACGUUUUUACCUUCAAAGGAUACUUUCAUUGCACUUAUAAAAGCUUAUGGGCAAAACAAGAAAGUGGAAGGAUUGGACUAUGUAUAUAGGCGCCUCUUACCGCUCUACAAUGUCGAACCUGAUCUCAAAAUGUAUAAUGCGUUGAUUGAAUGGUAUGUGCAUUCGGACAAAGUCGAUACAGCACGCGCUAUCAUCAAAGAGAUGGAGGAAGUGAAAGGUAUGAAGCCGGAUGUGAGGACAUUCAAUUAUUUAUUCCGUUACGAAGCCAAGAAGUGCAAUCGACCGGGCAUUGCUGAGAAGCUGAUUCAAUACAUGAAGGACAAAUACCAGCUUCAGCCUUUGCCAUCAAUGUAUAAAACGUUGAUCAAUAACCAUAAUGAAAAUCGACGUUUAGAAGAAUCAAGAAGAUUACUAGAUGAUUAUAUUUCUACUAUGUCAUUCAAUAGACGCUAUCCAGAAGAGCAUGACAGCGCAAUGAAUGAAACAGCUAAUGAUGCCAAUGUGAUUCCCAUGAAACAGACAUGA